GUUGAGAAACAAAUUGAAUGAGAAAUUGAAUGAAUGUUUGAGUGAAACGUAUUUAUUGAACGAGUAUUUCGUCGUCUCAUAAAAAGGCGAUCAAAACGUAUCGUCCGUUUCAGUCGUCUUUCACUACAACUCAUUCAACAAAUCAAUAAAUCAAAGCCUAAAUCGUCGACCAUUUUAAGUCCCAAUUAUUGUAUUAUUUCAGUGACUGUUGAGUGACUAUAACUGCAGAGGAAUGCCUCCCCAACCGAGUGGUGGUAAAGCCGUGAAGAAGACAGGAAAGGCUCAAAAGGCCGUCCGAGCCGUCGAUAAGAAAGGCAAACACAGGAAGAAGAGGAAGGAGUCCUUCAGUAUCUAUAUCUAUAAAGUGCUAAAGCAGGUCCAUCCCGACACCGGCAUCUCAUCCAAAGCCAUGUCUAUAAUGAACUCUUUUGUGAACGAUAUCUUCGAGCGGAUCGCCGGCGAGGCCUCACGUCUCGCGCAGUAUAACAAGCGGUCGACCAUUACUUCCCGAGAGGUGCAGACGGCUGUCCGUCUCCUCCUUCCGGGAGAACUGGCCAAACAUGCCGUCAGCGAAGGCACUAAAGCCGUCACUAAAUACACUUCCAGCAAAUGAGUGGUCGCUUAGCGCCGGACACCGUUUUCCCCCUUCUUUUACCUCAAUAUUUCUCUAAACAUUUCCUCUUAUUUUGAUUCAAAUGUAUCCCAAAAUUGAGUUAUUAUUCACUGAUUUGACGUUAAAUACUAUUUUUAAACACUAUGUUAUCACAAAUGCUUUGGAAAUAAUUGUUUAACACCUGAACUGAACGCAGGAUUUAUGUCUUAAAAUUCAAAAAACACUUUAAAUAUAUUUCUUCUAAUUUUAUUAUUAAAUUGAAUUUAAAACAAAAUGACUUCUCGUUUAAUGUAUUGAAAACUAAUGAUGCAAUCAAUUAAAUAGACGUGUAUUUGGUAUUU
Molecule: messenger RNA, 954 nt
Organism: Medioppia subpectinata
Lineage: Eukaryota; Metazoa; Arthropoda; Arachnida; Sarcoptiformes; Oppiidae
Source: the annotation of a GenBank genome assembly